Molecule: messenger RNA, 1166 nt
Organism: Doryrhamphus excisus (bluestripe pipefish)
Lineage: Eukaryota; Metazoa; Chordata; Actinopteri; Syngnathiformes; Syngnathidae
Source: RefSeq, a predicted model, not a curated record
GUUGCAGCUUUUUCCUGCUUCCGCUAUCAAAGUCAACUGAAAGAGAAGGGGGGGAAAAACGCUAUGAGCUGGAGAGGGAGGAAAAUAUUGGAUGUUCACAUUCUUUGGCAAUAAUAGCUUAUCUUAUUUGCAGCAAGAGGACGACUCUAAUGAGAACAUGGUCAGCUUCAGGCUUGCCUACAUUUUCUCCUACAACCUUCUACAGUUCUGUGGACACACGUGGAUACUGACUAAUACCAUCAUCAGGUUUUUCACAUUUGGCCAAGAUGCCACGGUAGACACUUUUUAUGCUGUUGGCCUUGUAAUGAGCCUCUGCCAGCUGUUCUCCAUCUUGGAGCUUUUCCACAUUGCAGACGGGAUUGAGGAAGCCAAACUACUUCCGCGCCUCAUCCAAGUGGGCACAACUUCCUCCUCUAAAUCAGUUAUAUUGGCGGUAGCUAUGUUAAUUCAAGUGGGAGUUGACACUUUUUUUCAGGUUUUGGAAAAGAACCUCCUGCUCAUCAUGCUCAUCCUGUUGGAGGAGUUCCAGAGCAAACCAGUCGUGUGUGUGCAACUCUUCUUUUGGAACAUUCUGGACCUACUGAGGUACUCUCAUGAAGUGCUAUGUGCGAUAGACACCCCUUUCACUGUCAUGCUGUGGGCACGCUACACUCUGUGGAUUCCUGUAUACGUCCUGUCCGUCAUCACUGAAGGGGUCACUAUAUACCAAGCAACGCUUGACAUUGCGCAAGAAGCUUCCGCCAUACAGAAUUCCACGGAUUCUUCACCCAGUCAACAACAGUUCAUCCUCACAGCCUCCCUGCCUCUUCUUGCUCUCGGAGCGUCGUUCACAGUGUGGCAGUUGCUGAAGGAGAGACAACAUCAGCUGGAGAGGUGGACCAAGAAGACAAAAAGGAAGUGACUGGUGUCUUAGAAACUAAAAGAUACAAUAUAUAUGGAAGCAUUCUUUUAUUUACACAUGACUGUGUUUGCAUGGUUGUGAAGCUGUGUUUCUGCGUGUGGACUACCAGCCAUACGCUCUGGUCCACACUGACUUCUUCUUGAACUCUGGAGAAUAGCUUAGGGCCAAAAGAGCAGCUGGAAAACAAAGCAGACCAUUUUGGAUGCAUGUUAAUGAAGAUAUUGUCUGAAAAAACAUUUGGUGGAUUUAUUAUUUACUUCACAAG